AUGCCAGUAAUACAAUAUCAAGUCUCGUUAGAAGUUGGAGAUGAAAUAUACGUAUUCGAAGAACAAGGCGCAUGGUAUCGUGGAUACGCCGUAUCUCAUUUACGACAAACAGAAGAACCUUCUGUAUUCGUCGGCAUAUUUCCUGCAAAUCACGUUUACAUCAAAGAAUACUUGGACUAUGCAGAAAUGGCAGCAGAACCAACCGACGAUACCCCACACUCUCCAACAAACUCUAUUUCCAAAUCGGUACGACCUCCCCCACCGCUUCCAUCACUCACUUGCGGAGAUGAUUCGGUAAGUGGAAGGACAGAGCCACUUGUAGACGAAAUAGCUAGCGCCGUACGCGAAUGGAGUAAUCUAUUGUCGAAAUAUCUCGAGGAACGUCGAUACGAGCUAUUCAAUGUGGUGAAAGAUCACAUCAACCUUUUACUACAAGGGCGUCGUCAGUUACUUGCGCAAACUCUCUCUCAAGAUGAAUUGAGCAAGCUACGCAAGGAAUUAGUCAAACAACUUGUCUCUGGCAAUUUGGCACAGGAUCUCGAUAUAAUAGUGCGGGACCCCGAGAAGGGCUUCUUGGCUGAUGAGACAAAUAUAUCAGCCAUUCAAUUAUACCAAUUACAAUCUCAACUAGCAAAUGUGAAUAUCGACAAGGCUACUUCUGACCCACCACAAUCUCCCGGACCGCUUUCACAUAACCUGAUAAACUCGUCAGAAAGAAGCCAUUCUCCAAAGUUCUAUCAUGUGUUCUUGAACAUGAAGGCAUGGGUAGCGUCGAUUUCUGCUCAGGGUGAAAAUACUGAAUUAUAUUUCUCAUUGUAUCUCGCAUCUAAAAACGAUCCUCGCUUCAUUACCGAGGAAUACAACAUCAUUCUCAACCACAACGGUGUACCCAGAGAGCAAACUAAAAUAGGCAAAAUCCGAACGUUAUUCACUGAUAUAUCUCCGCACGACAUACAAGAACAGGUAUACCUAGUCUGUAGAAUAGUAAGAACUGGCAGCAUGAAAAUUGCCGACAAAGACAAAGACUCUCCAAAAGACACUAGUUCAAUUUCAUCAACCAUUGAUCAAUCACCUCCGCAACCAAAUACUAAAGCGAUACCUCAAACUUUCCGAAGACCGUUCGGAUGUGCUAUAUUAGAAAUAACUCAUAUUUUCCAAGGCAAAGAGAAAGAGCCACUAAGCGAGCAUGUAAUGCCUAUAUACGUUCCUACCCAGGAAUCAACAUUUGCUACUCUCCAUGAAGACAUCAUUCACAGUCAUAUGAAAGAAUUCGAAAAGUCUCCUCGCGCUGAGAUGAUAAGUGUCUCCAUUAGACCAUUCUUUGGCGAAGCAGCAACGAUUAUCAAAGAAAACCCGGCCCUGUUACAGAAUAUUCCAAUCACGUCCCGUCUUGGAUUUGCCGAUGUUGUGUUUCCUGGCGACACUCGCAACGAAAUAUACUUUAAACUAAUGUCUGGUGAUUUUACUCAAAGUCGUACUACCACAGCAAAGAACGUUCAGGUUACUGCAGAAGUCAGAUUGAAUAAUGGCGUUUUACUGGAUGACAUCAUUUCACAGGGUUCUGGUGAACCAAUGGUCAGUCAGUUCGAGUCACUUGUGUUCUACCAUUCGAAUAAUCCUACCUGGAGAGAGUUGAUCAAGCUGAACAUACCGGCAGAAGUAUUUGAACAAGCUCACGUGUUCUUUACUUUUCGACAUCGAUCGACUAAAGACAAGAAAGAAGAUAAAUUAUUUGCCUUUGCUUAUCUUCCAUUGUUCCCUGAAAACAGAACUUUUAUAAGUGACGGUGACCAUUCGCUUAUCUUGUACAAAUACGACAAGCAAGUAGUUACUCCGGCUGUCUAUCUACACCAUCAAUGGUCUCCCAACGUAGCGCUUCCAGAAAAUGCGACAAAUCAUAACAACUCAUCAUCUACCAAUGUCAAUCAUAAACUAAUCCCAGCAGCAUCAAGAGAUACCAUUAUAGUCAAGACAUUCUUAUGCUCUACGAAAUACACACAAAACGAAGUACUUCUCAAAUUACUCAACUGGGAGAGACAGUUAUUACAUGACGAGAAUGAGAUGAUGGAGGUGCUGAAGAAAUUUACCUUUGUUGGAGAAGUUGAAAUUGUGAAAUUUCUUCAGGAUAUCUUUGACGCUUUGUUUGGAAUCUUGGUAUCAUCAAAGAAUCAACAGAGCCAACUGGACGAUCUUAUCUUCAAUGCAUUAGUCACUAUUCUUGGUAUAGUUUCAGACAGACGAUUCAUGAACUUCCGUCCUGUGCUUGAUGUAUAUAUAGAAAAGCAUUUCGCAUGUGCCGCUGGAUCUUCCCAUUUGAUCAAAUCUAUGAAUAAACUGGCCUCGAAUCCGACCAACCCGGAGACUGCUAAAAAUCUACGAUCAGCGAUCAAAGUAUGGCAAUACAUAUUCAAAUUUAUUAUGAGAUCCCGCGAAUUACAACGGACAAAGGAAACAGAUAUUGGUUUGUCUGGGAACUACGUCGAAGAGCAAUUCAAGAAGGAUCUAUAUGGUUUAUUCAAAAGCAUCGACAGGCUCAUGUCCAACACAACUCCGCAAUCCAUCAUUGGCACGCAGACGCUAGCACUUCAACAUUUUGCAUCUAUCUUUUCCGAUCUGGGUAAAUGCUUCUCACCGGACGACCUAGUCCAGAUAGCAAUUCGGUUCACCGAAUCGGUUCGAUUACCCAAAGGAAAAUUACUCUCGUACAAAUUACUGGUCAUUCUCCAAUUCUGUCAAGGACCAUUGUUUGAAAACGCCGAAUCGCGUGCUACGCUAAUACGUCAUGUAGUAAGUUGGGUUACAGAUCAUAUGGGCAUAUGGGAUAGUACUAGUGCCAAUACAAGCAAUAGUGCAGCAAGAGCUCAAUGGCAAGAUGGUGUUAGAUUGUGUGUUGCUAUAGUAGCUGUGAUGAUGGAGAGUUUGCAAACAUCAAUAAGAAAGGCUAGAGGCGAAUCUGUUCAAAAAGAAUUGGAGAAUAUCGGUGUCAUACUCCCGCUAUUAGGCAAAUUGUGUGAAUCCUAUAGAGAAUUGGAAGUUUCGGUAGAUGUAGAUCACAAAACAAGAGAUCGACCUUCUUCUAGUGGAAUUAUGCUCUCAUCGCCUGCGUUACAAACCUCGUUCCCAUUUCCGAAUGUAUCAGGAUCACCAGUCGGUAUUCUCCCUGGCAAAAUGAACCUUACUGUAUCCUCCGGACUGGGUGAAGUUUCUGCAGUAGUAUUACAAAUGAUAUUUCUAAUAUCACAAGAUCAUAUGAGAGAACAUUUAUUAUCGAUGUACUAUCGAGAAGGUCACGAGAAAAUGGCUGACUUUCUUGUACAGUUAUUCCACAUCUCUCGAGCAAUACUCAGGAACGAGGCAUUUCCAGCGUCGUGGUUGAAUAUGAAUAUAAUGGCUCAUAAAGUCCUUCUCAAACUGCUGGAGCCGGUAUCGGCAAUGAUGGAAAAGAAUUUCAUUCCUGAUCGUGAGUCACCAGAAGAAUUUAAUGUAGAACUAUGGAAAGAAUAUUUCAAAUGCCUUCUUUGUCUACUUACCAGCAGUCACCUUGUAAUUGAAGAAUUCUCACCGCAGAAACGGCGUGCUAUCUGGAGGCUAGCCGGUGAUAUUCGUGGUCAAGGCGCUAAACUUUUGUCUAGUUUGUGGGAUGCUAUCGGAUGGGAGCAAGGCGAAGCUGGUAAAAUGGGCGGAUAUCAAGCACGGUUUAUCAAAGAUCUAUUGGGACCUGUAUUGGAAUUGUGCUUAUCUCACCACGACGGUCUUCGCUCUGCCGCGAUUAAUGUUCUUUAUAGUAUGAUCAUAACUCAUUGUAAGUUAGAGGAAGAUUUCAAAAUCAUGGAGUCGGAAAUUAUCGAUAAUUGUGACAGGCUCUUCAUGUCUGAAAGAAAAGGAGAUGAUAUAUCACGAACUUAUUUCAUUGCUCAAUUACGACGGUUAUUCGAGAACACUUCACUAGAUGACGAUACACUAUCCACUGUUCUCAAGUUCUUAGAGGCACUUAAUGAGUUUUUGGAAUUGCUUUUGGGAGUAAGAGAACUACCUGAUGGAGAAGAAUUCCAAGACGAUAGAAUCAUGUGCACACUCAAGCUCAUGAAGUUCAUUAAAGAAAUAGAACGUGAACAGAUUUACGUCAAAUACGUGCAUCAGCUGGUUCAAAUGCAGGUUGCAAGUCAUAACUUUGUAGAAGCUGCACUGACACUCAAACUGCAUGCUGAUUUAUUCGAGUGGGAUCCAAAUACAACAAUGGGAGCAAUGCCUGAACUAGAUUUUCCCAAACAAUCAUCAUUUGCUCGAAAGGAGCGACUGUAUAUUCAGAUACUGGAUUAUUUUGUCAAAGGCAAAUCCUGGGAAUGUGGUAUUGAGAUAUGCAAAGAAUUGGCUCGUCAAUUCGAAUAUACCAUCUACGAUUAUCAACGUCUGAGUGAAAUCCUAAAGCAGCAAGCCGUUCUCCAUGAGAAUAUUAUAAGGAAAGAAAGAUACUUUAGUGAAUACUUCCGAGUCGGUUUCUAUGGUCGAGGAUUCCCCGCUAGUCUACAGAACAAACAAUUCAUUUAUCGUGGUUAUGAAUGGGAAAAGAUAGGCGCAUUCUGCGAGCGCAUGCAGAAUAAACAUCCACACGCUCAAUUGUUAAAGAUAAAUAGCACUCCUCCUGAUGAAGUGCUCUAUGGCGACGGACAGUUUUUGCAGGUUACGGCUGUCGUACCCGAACCUGACAGAGAACAUCCAAUGUUCAAGGGCGAUGUACCUUCUUCCAUUCGUAGUUACUAUGAAUACAAUUCGGUCAAUAUUUUUGGUUUCUCUCGGCCUAUUAAUAAGAACCCCGACGGCGUCAAGUCCGCUAAUGAGUUUUUAGACUUGUGGACGGAAAAGACUAUUCUCGUGUCAGAGGAAACGUUCCCUACGGUACUUCGUCGAUCAGAAGUUAUCAAGGUGACCGUGGUCGAAGUAUCUCCUAUAGAGAAUGCAGUGGCUGCUAUGAAGGCAAAGAAUCGCGAGUUGUUAGCACUUGAAGCCAAGUAUAAUGUGCACAUCACUUCACCGACUACUACAACGACAUCGACUGUUACAAGGGUAAAUGUUAAUCCGUUAUCAAUGUCGUUGAAGGGCGCGGUCGAUGCUCCCGUCAAUGGUGGAAUACCAAUGUACAAAAAAGCCUUUUAUGACCCUGAAUUCUUGAGUGCUAAUCCGGAUAAAGAAAAAUACGUCCAAGAAUUGAAAAAGGCUAUCGAUGAACAGGUUGAAAUAAUCGAUCGUUGUUUGGAUUUACAUGAUAAAUUGGUAUCAACAGAGAUGCGUCCAUUCCACGAUACACUCGUCAAAUUCUUCCAAAAGAACUUUAUCGAGGAAAUUUCUCGCCUACCUGAACGCAAAAAGAUAAAACCAAUGCCUUCGAUACGUUCUCUGUCUAGCCGCAUAUCUCCUAUCGCCGUGACAGGCACACCAUUCUUCCUUCCUCCUCUGUCUAUCAGCAAUUCAUUCCGUAAUCCGUCACAUUACGGGAUGUCUCCAUUGACCGCUGAACCGUCAUCUCCAAGUUCAUUAUCAUCAUCGCCUAGUCCAUCGAUAAUUACAAGAGUAGCUAAUGCGACAUUUAAUCAUUCUUUGAAACACUCGAAUACUGUUCAUGGUACCGGGAGCAUUACGAAAAGAAGAGUUAGCGGUAGUUCCGAGGGAAGCAAUGAUCCACCGCUUAGCCCUAACGGGGAUACAAUAACUGAGAUGCCUGUUAUUGAGAGGAGGCCGACCAUGAUUAAAGAGAGGAAGGGAUCGUUGUUGGGUGAGAGACGAGUGAGUCUCAAGUGGCGGCCGUUUAAUCGAGGUAGAAGUACUACGCAGUAA
Molecule: messenger RNA, 5832 nt
Organism: Paraglomus brasilianum
Lineage: Eukaryota; Fungi; Glomeromycota; Glomeromycetes; Paraglomerales; Paraglomeraceae
Source: the annotation of a GenBank genome assembly